Molecule: messenger RNA, 7102 nt
Organism: Lytechinus pictus (painted urchin)
Lineage: Eukaryota; Metazoa; Echinodermata; Echinoidea; Temnopleuroida; Toxopneustidae
Product: calpain-5-like
Exons: 13
Coding region: 107-2035 (642 amino acids)
Biological process (GO): proteolysis
Cellular component (GO): cytoplasm
Molecular function (GO): calcium-dependent cysteine-type endopeptidase activity
Source: RefSeq, a predicted model, not a curated record
UAAUAAUAAUACAAUCGAUCCGAAUUAGCGUCUAGCGUUGUGCAUCGGAGUAUCCAGUGAGUGAGGAUAUCAAGCAGUAAAUUGGGAAAACAAAAACAGCGAGACCAUGGGACUGUUCGGGAGUAACGUUGUGGCCUUCAAGGGUCAGAAUUACGAUCAGUUACGGAAGAGUGCCCAGAGCAGUGGGUCACCCUUCGAGGACCCGGAAUUCCCCGCCUCAGACGCAUCCCUCUUUCACAAGAGAACAUCGCCAGGGAGGAUUGAAUGGAAGCGACCUGGAGAAUUAACAGAAAAUCCCCAUCUUGUGGUCGAUGGUACCAAGAGCGGGGAUGUGUCUCAAGGUCAGCUUGGAAACUGCUGGUUUGUUGCUGCUACGGCCAAUCUAGCACAGGAGAAGGAACUCUGGGAAAAGGUUGUUCCCAAUGCUAAAGAUCAAGACUGGGACGAAGAUAACAAGGAAAAGUAUGCCGGCAUCUUCCACUUCAGGUUCUGGCGUUUCGGAAAGUGGAAUGAUGUGGUGAUCGAUGACAGACUCCCCACACAUGGCAACAAACUCAUCUACACACAUUCCGAAGAGGGCAAUGAGUUCUGGAGCGCUCUCCUUGAGAAGGCCUAUGCCAAGAUCUCUGGUUGCUAUGAGAACCUGGAUGGUGGCAACACGGCCGACGCCCUGGUGGACUUCACCGGGGGCGUGGCCGAGCAGAUCAACCUUGCCGAUGCCGAUUUCCAAGCAGACGCAGAGAAGAAGAAGGAACUCCAUGCCCAGAUGAAGAAAUACAGCGAGAGAAGGUUCCUUAUGAGUGCAUCUAUCAAGGUUACCAAUGCUGAAGAAAUGGAAGCCAGGACUGACGUAGGACUGGUCAAAGGCCACGCCUACGGAGUGACUGCAGUGAAGACAGUCAAGCUUGGAAGCUCUUCUUUCUUCAAGAAGGAGAAGGAGUACCUGGUGAGGUUGAGGAACCCAUGGGGAGAGAAGGAAUGGAAUGGACCCUGGAGUGAUGGAUCUGCAGAAUGGCAAAAUGUUAGUGAAAGCCAGCGAAAGAGCUUAGGAAUCGUGAAUGACGAUGACGGAGAGUUCUGGAUGCCGUUUGAAAUGUUCAUCCAACACUUCACAACCCUGGUCAUCUGUAGGAUGCCCAACAAGGCAUACCUUAGCCUUCACCGCACCUGGCAUGAGAGCAUGUACAUUAGCGAAUGGAAGUACAACUCUAAUGCGGUUCUGAACCGGGCCGGCGGGUGCAUCAACAACAAAGAAACAUUCCUCCAGAACCCACAGUUCUUAGUGUGUGUAGAUGAUGACAAGGAUGACAUCAUCAUUUCUCUCAGCCAACCAGACACCAGGGCGGAUCAGAGCGAGGAAGCAAAGACUAUCGGGUUCUUUGUUAUGGAGGUUGAAAGCAACAGGAAAUACCGUGCACACCUAGUCAGGCCCAAAGCCUUCAUGUCAGCAUUCAUCAACUCAAGGAGUGUCUUCGCCAAGUCAACUCUUCUCAGAGGGCGCUAUAUCGUUGUGCCGACGACCUUUGAACCCAAGAUCGAUUCUCCCCUAAUGAUCAGGGUGUUCUCCGACAGCGGCGGUGAUGUCAAGGAGCUUAGGAAAGACCAUCCUGAACCUGGGACCUUUGACUGCUUCCAAGGAGGUAACAUCAGGGUCGUGUCACAGAUCAAUGUACUUUCUGCCAGCAACCUUCCCAAGCAAGAUCGUUUUGGAGGAGGAGCCGACCCUUACGUGUAUAUCAAGUGCGAAGGAAAGACGGCCAAGUCGAGAGUACAGAAGGAUACGCUGAACCCAGAAUGGAACUACAGUGCUAUCUUCUACAGGAGAAAACCAGCGCAACCUAUUGUUGUAGAGAUUUGGAACCACAAUGUUGUGAAAGACCAGUUCAUGGGGCAAGCCAUCUUCAUGGCCCAGGCCAAGGGCCAAGCCGAGUCUAAUGUCGCCGUUCUCAAGAAGAGUGGAAGAGACUCUGAAGAUGCCGCCGGAGGCCAGCUUAGUGUUGUCAUCACCACCACCGAAGACUUGAGGGCAUUGUAAGAGGGCAGAGAAGAUCGGAUCCGAUUGACUGAAAAGGGGGUUAGGUUCUUGUGUUGCUGGUUGUGGUGCAGAAGACAUUUUGACAUGUUUACGUUUUAGAUUGCUUUGAAGAAAGGUUUCUUCUAUCUCCCUCUCUUUGUCUAACCCUUUUGUCCUCUUUCUCUAUCACAUGCUCCCCUUUUCUGUGUCAGUCUUUCUUUCCCUCUUUCUUUCAAUCAAUCUCCUGGAGUCGACUCUGUCUUUGUUAUACUCUUGUCAUUGUAAGAGGGCAGAGAAGAUCGGAUCCGAUUGACUGAAAAGGGGGUUAGGUUCUUGUGUUGCUGGUUGUGGUGCAGAAGACAUUUUGACGUGUUUACAUUUUUCAUUGCCUUGAAGAAGUGUUUCUUCUAUCUCUCUCUCUUUGUCUAACUUUCUCUUUCUCUCUUCCUGUCUUUCACCUUCUCCCCCUUUUUGUGUCAGUCUCUCUUUCCCUCUUUCUUUCAAUCUAUCUCUCGGAGUCGACUCUGUCUUUGUUAUACUCUUGUCAUUUCUCUUAUUCUUUGUUUGUCCUAUCUCAUUUUCUAUGUUCUUUGUCUUAUUUUUCUCUUACUCUUUCUUUCUCCUCUUUUUCUUUUAUUCUUCUGUUUGUAGGUGACAAUGUUUCUCUGUACCUUAUUGGCACUCCAUCUAAACAUUACUUUCAAAUGGUUAUUGAUUAACUCAUAUCAAUAGGGCGAUGGGAGUAGCCAUCCAUCUUUUUUUGUUGAUAAAGGUAUCACAUGCCCUUAUUGCAAUACUUAUUCAUUGACAUUGUCCUAGUUUCUCUCAUUUUCCACAAUUCUUUCUAUAAUUCCUUCUCUUAUUCCUCCUUUCUCAGUUCCAAAAUAAGGGAGUUUAAAAUAAAAAAUCUUAUGGGCCAACUUUCUUGAAUAUAGAUUGUGCUUGACGAUUCCUAGACUUUAUGAAGAAUGGUUAAGAUUUAAGAUGUUUUUUAAAUAUUAUUUUGAAUUCUGGAUAUGCAGAUCAUGAUAGCUGGUUUUGUUUGCUUCCAUGCACGGUUCCAUUCAUUUACAUGGAUUGUAGUGAUAUUUUUUUUAGUAUGUAAAUAGUAUCCAUGCCGUAUCUUGAACUAUUUUUGAAUAUGUAGAUUUAUGCAAUUGCAUAGAAAAAAACAAGGUUUUAUAGAGGAGUCAUCAUUGCAAUUGAUAUCCAUGUAAAGAUGGUACAAAUUUGCCCACAGGUUUUUGUCCUUAUCCUAAAGAUAUACGUGACCAACAAGAUUUCUUUUAAAUUCCACUUUUCCAAAUAUUGAUUCCCUGUCUCUUUGGCAUUUUUUCUGUGGCAUUUGUCUGUGCCAAUCACCAUUAAUGGUGGGAAAUUGUAAAGAAUUCACUUGCUUUUAAGGGACAAAAAUGCCUUGGUAGGUUAUAGCCUAUGCCACAGUCCCAUUAUGCAAAACUGACUCUUGACCGAUCAAAGCUUUUGCAUUAUAUUUAAUGGCAUAUCAUUAGUCGGUUUGGAGUCAGUUUUGCAAGUGUGGCUGCAGCAUUGACAGUUUCUGUCAUAACUGUUAACACUGUUGAAUAGGACCAUGUUUGUUGUGACGUGAUCCGUGAAAGUGAUCUCUUGCCUAUAAGUGAUUGGAAUGAAUUUGAAAGCUGUCAUAUUUUUAUUAACGAUAAAACCGUGAAACAAUUUAGAGCGUCAUUCAUGUGCAUUACUUCCAUUUCUAUAUCUUCAGGGAUUUAUUACAGUGUAAAUGCAAUUGAUAAAUGUCUUAUUUGCUGGAAAUUCUUCUUUUUUUUAUCUGAAAAAAUACAUUCAUCUCUUGACCAUAUAUACAGCAUUCCAUGUUUGCAGUGUACUUUAAUCAUGCCAAGAAUACUGAUUGAAAUUGAAAGUCCCAAAUUUGUGGGUUUCCGGGGGGGGGGGGGGGGGGCAGGGGGUAAUAUGAAUUGUUCAGCAAAUUGGAAUGAAUAGAAAGCAACUUGCGAAGGGUCUUAUAAUAACGAUCGUAAAUUUAAGUAUUAUAAAUGGUGGUAAUCAUGAUGAUAGUAAUGAUGUUAAAAAUAAUGAAAUAAUGAAAAUACUGAUUUCAUAUCAUGAAAAAAAUGGGAAGGAGGAUGUUAGUGUGCUUUGUAUGUAAUAAGAACAUUAAAAAUCGACUAAAUUGAUAAUAAAUCAGAGAGAGAGUGAAAAGGGCUUUUAAACUUGACCAUACAUUUAAUGUAAUAUUUUGCUUCACAUGUAAUAUUAGAAGAUUCAUUUUGCUAUAACUUUAUAAUAUUUCUAAAAGGAUUUUUCUUCUUCUUUUGGGCGAUGCUUUGGAGAAUAAGUUUUAUUAAAUAUUGUAUAAGAACUUCAAUUUCUUUUUGACACGCCAGUAGGUUUAGCAACUGCACAUUUUAUUGUACUUGUACAUCUCAAUACUUUUACUUAUUUGAUUCAUAUCUAUAUAUAUUUAGCAUUAUAUGCAUGUAGAAUAUUUGUAUCACUAGAUCCAUAUAUCUUUGUAUAUUUUAUAUGUAUUUUUGGUGAAGAUGAAAGGAAGGGAGGAAGAAUGAAAUAGAUAUUUUAUAGUUACAUGUAGGUAAUGUUGUUGUAAUGAGGUAGAGUUUAUGUAUGCAAUUUUAAAAUUUGACAAGCAACUACACAAGCUAUGAGAUUGCUGACUACUGACAAAGAUCCUACAUAAUAACAAAAAAGGAACAAAAAUGGACAAUAUAAGAAGCAAUUCUAUCAAAUUUAUCAACAUUUCAGCAGAGGAUUGUCAGUUUACAGGAAAAAAUCAAUACUCAUUUUCUUGUAAGUGCUUCUUACAUGUAUAAACACAUAUUCUAUUUCUGGUAUUUAUGUUACAAAUCCUAUGCUUUUGUGAGAAAGGCUAAAAUGAUUGUUAUAUUCAAUUGUAUUAUUUGUUUUAACCAUAUGCGUUUGCACAUGUAUGUUAAAGGAGACAUGUAUUUCAAAACAACGAAUUGGUGAGUCUAGGAUGUAAUUGAUAGCUAGAGGAAUGAAAUGUUGAUGUUUUUUUUUAUUACCAUUUUUCAAAGUAUUAUACUGCACUUUUAAAGAUAUGUAUGCCCUAUAAUUUUAUUUAUAUCUUUAAUACUUAUUGUGUUUGUAUUCAUUUGAUAAAUAUUCACAUGGUAUAGGUACAUUUAGGUGGAGAUUUUUAAAAGAGAAAUUUAACAAACUUGUCUACUUAUAUAUUUUUUCUUGAUUAAAAAAAUAUUUGUUUGCCAGCCUUCAAACUGAGAUGCAGAAGAUUGAAUGUUCUGAAAAUUUUUGAAAUCAUUUUUCAUAAUCUACUUACUUUGUUUGAGAAGACAGAUUUCUCUGCCUAUUGUAAUGUCUAUGACACCUUGUUUUAUAUUUCUUUUAUACUGCAGCAUUUGCAACUUGAAGGUUAACUUUUCAGCUAUACAUUGAACUCAUUGGAAUACAUUUUAAAAUGAUUACUUUUGAUAUCCGGGAAAUAUCCUGUGGUUCCAUUUUACAUUAUUUAGGGCAACGGCAGAUACAUGUAGUAUUGGUAAAAUGUAAAUUAAGUUCAAGCAUGUAAUGUAAUAGCUGUUGAUGUGAGUUUCAUUUUUUUUCUUCAUCAAUUUAACUGCAAUAGUCCUGUAACGCAAAGGUUAGCAAUGAAUCGUACUUUUGAUUUUCACGAUUGAUAGUACAUUGUAGUCAAUGGAUUCAUUCAUUUAAGAAAUGUCCUACGAUGAUUGCCAAAUUUUGUGUUACAGGCCCCUAAUGAUAGUAUUUCACUCUUUUUUAGUAAGAAAAAAAAUAAACAUCUAGAUAUUUCUCAUGCACUAUGGAUUAAAAGUUAAGGGAUUAAAUUGAAAUACAAAAAUGCACUUGUCUCUGUUUUGCUAUGACAGUUAGGGGUAUAUUUCUUUAAAUUCAGUUCUACGCACUGUAGAGGGGUGUGUCGUCAUUAUAAAUUCUUGUAAACUCUAUAUCUUGUGAAACAAACAUAUAUUUUUAAUGAAAUUAUAGUAAUAUGUAUAUAAAUUGUAAUGUAAAGUAUGAAUUUAAUCCAAUGUGUUUUCAAUUGUGGGAACAGUUUUUUUAUUGUCAUCCUUUGUGUUAUUAAUGUAUGUAUCAUGUUUAGUUAUGUUAUAUGUACUAUUGUUUGGGGUAGUUUAUUUAUUUUCAGGUGUUUCAGUUACUUUGGGUACUAAGCAUUUGUUGUUUACUUGAAAAAAAAAUAUUCAUUCCUUUUUGUCAGAUUAUUGCUUAAAGAAAAUUAAAUAUGUAAUGAAGUAUUCAAUGUCAUUCAGAAAGUCAGUAUAAUGGGUUUAAGAAAUGCUUUAUCUUUCCAGUUAGAAGAUUAUGCUGCAGUUGAAAUGCAUACCUAUAUCCUUUGAUUUAAUACUAUGGCGAUGCCCGUUGAAAGGGAAUUUCAGAACAAAAUUUCUUCAGGUUUGAGACAAAAUUUUGGAAAAAAACCAAUAGGUACAACACAUCAAUCUCAAAUCAGUCCAGUUGGCAUGACUCUUGAGAGCAAUUUUUUUAGCAAAAAAAAGGGGGGGGGGGAGAGAGAUUAAAAAUACUAAUCCGAAGUCUGAAUGUUUUCACUACAUGAGCUGAUAUCAAUUUUAUCUUAGUAAAUUGCCUUAAUAUUGAAAGAGAUAAAUGCUAUCAUAAUUAGCAUAUUUAUGUUGCAUUAGCACUUUUCUGUAAUUUCCAUAUGUAAAUGCUCGCGUCGUUGAUGGUAGCCCUUAUCAGAAAAAUGAUGCCUUUUGUAACAUGUUAAUGAAAUUUGCAGUGGCCUUGCGCUGUGCUUGCAAUCUUCGUAUUGGUAAUUAGAUAUGAAAAUAAAUAUGUAUCUACUCCUAAGGGUUCUCACUGAUUUUGCUGAUUAUCAAGCUAUUUUUAAAACUCUGAAACUGUCUUUCAUUACUCAUUGCCCUGAAUGAAUAUAGUUAGUUACCAUGGUUACAGUACACUAAUUCCAACAUCAAUUAUGCAAAAAAAGAAAAUAUUUCAGAAUGUAUCUCGCCUUGUCAUAUCCUUUUUAUACAAACAUUGUAUUGCCUGGCGGUAUUGUUGUGUAAUGAUUAAAACGUCAUGAACAAAUUA